AUGAUCAAAUUGAUCGUAAUGUUAAUAUGCUGGCCAAAAAUUUUUGUUGACGGCCAAUCGAAUGUGGCUCUUGGCAAGAUGGUUCGAGCAAGUUCGUACACGAAUCCAUACACUGGCUUCCUGGUGGUCGAUGGACUGGCCAGCUCUCCUUUCUGCUUCGUCUCACAAACGUCUGGAUAUCAGUGGAUUCAGAUCGACCUCCUCUGGCUGCAUCUCGUUGAAUAUGUUCACGUUAUUGCUAAACAACCAUCCAGUGUCUUUAACACGAGAUUGGCAAACUCAAUGUUGACAACGUGCAACAACCUGACCAGUCAACUGGGCAACAGCAACGCUUCAUUCCAGUGUCCAAACACGGCAGAACAUGCGAGCAGAUACGUCAGAGUUGACCAGAGCAGCACAUGCGUCAACAUGAUGAACGUUUGCGAAAUCGUCGUAGAGGGCCAAUGGGCUGAAAUCAAACCUAGAAAAGAAAAUGUUCUUCUGCGCAAAAACGGAUCAAUGAGCUCGAGUAUAUACGCGAGCACCAUCCUGACCGGGAGAAGUUAUUUUUUGACGAGCGAUUAUGCAGUGAACGGAGUGAGAAAUCCUUCAAUAAAACACGGAGACAGCGCUCACACAAACGAAGGAUCGACUGGAGCAAACUGGAUUCAAGUGGACAUGGGCAGAAAUUAUUACAUUGAUUACAUUGCUUUUUUGAGCCUCGAUACAACCGGUGUGAAUGUUGCCAGUCGGGUUACAAACUUCAUCAUUGGACUGACGUCAAACAGAUCAGCCGAUGUUGCACCAGCAAGAGGGCAGUACCCCCUGUGCAACACUUAUCCUGGGAAUGUCCCGAUAGCCACCCGAGUGAGUCUUCAAUGCAGUGCAAACCUGCCCGCCUACCGCUACUUAAUCGCCCAACAAGCCUACGGGAUGUCUGAUGGAUACUUUUCCACGAGUGAACUAGAAGCAUAUGAACCACAAAAUGAUAAAAAAGAUAAAAUUUGGUGUUCACUGCAAAACUUUCAACUGUUCGGCUAUUCGUUCAACGAGUUUCAAGCUUUCAAACCGCUAUGUUGCAUCAUCAAAUGUUUGAAACUGGGUGAAGCCGAAUGCGAUUCCAUCAAUUUCAACUACCAGCUGAAGAUCUGCCAACUGAACAAGCACAGGAAUGGAUACACACGAACUAAUCUGAUACGUAGCAUUACGUGGUCGUUUUGGAAUGCUACCUAUCUUCACAUCGGCAAUCGUUGA
Molecule: messenger RNA, 1233 nt
Organism: Helobdella robusta
Lineage: Eukaryota; Metazoa; Annelida; Clitellata; Rhynchobdellida; Glossiphoniidae
Exons: 5
Coding region: 1-1233 (410 amino acids)
Source: RefSeq, a predicted model, not a curated record